AUGUUGAAGAUCUCUGAUGCCUACGAUUUCCUGUCGAACUUCGAGGCCAAGAAGUUGAACCUGUUCGAUGUGAAGGUGUCUUGCCGACGUUGGGGAGUCCCGGGUUCAUUCCGCGGGAUAUAUCUCGGUGAUCUUGCCGAUUUCUCAAACGGUCCUCUCAAAUAUGCAAUAACUGUCGAGCCACUUUUCCCAAAAACAGCCAAUGUCAUCGAGAAAACAAACUUUCUUGAACGCUUAACCUUGGAACGAAUCGGCGGGGAUGAAUCAGUGCCACAUUGCAGCAAAGCCAUUUCAUGGCAGGCCGUGCCAGAUCAAACAGAUCAGUUGGAAAAAGGACGAAAGAAGGCACGAAAAUGUUCGAAGUUGGAAGUUCCGCGAAGUGGAAGCGUAACCUACUACCCAGGAGGACGAGGACGUGGAUACCGAGGAGGAAGAGGACACGCAAAUCGAGGAAACAAACAGCCACCAAAAGCAAAAUCUCGUCCUUAUGCUCAGUUACAUGAACAUCAGCAACUUCUCCAAUUCGAAGCGACAGUUGCUUUGCAUUACUUGUUUCCAAUGCACAGAGACAAAUCGAUCGAUCUAAAGACGGACAAUCAGGUCCUCGUGAAAGGAGUGAAGGAGGCAAUCAAGAAAGAACACACCAAUUCCACUCACUACUCCCAUUACGCCAACUUAGUACACGUUGCGAAGCUUUUUCAAGGAGGUGUCUCAAUCGGAUGGAUCCCCAGGGAACAGAACAAGAAGGCAGAUGCGCUUGCUAGAAAGGGAAGCGGCGUGAAGAGAUCUCGGUCAAAACCGUCAAAGUCCAAAUCGACAACAUCCCAGGCCUCAAAGGAGAAUCCCGCGGUGAUUCAAUACGAUGCUGCCGCAGAUGUCGAAGACGAAAUCGCCUACCCGUUUAAUACUCCUUUGAUUGCACAUCUUCUCGAUAAAUCUCAAAAACAAGCACUCGAAGAUUGUAUCACUUUCGCU
Mesorhabditis belari is the source of this 975-nucleotide messenger RNA. NCBI's taxonomy places the organism in Eukaryota, Metazoa, Nematoda, Chromadorea, Rhabditida, Rhabditidae. The record is from the annotation of a GenBank genome assembly.